UAGACUGUUUACAAUGAAAAUAAUACAUAAAUUUUUAAAAGUCAUAGUGACACCUGCCAUAAUGAAAAGAGCUAUUUUCUAAAUAAACUUAUGUACAAUGUAUUAACAUAUAUUUUUUUUGCAUGGAAUUAUUUUUACAAUGAUAUUUAAUCAUUUUUACCAAAUAAAAAAAUUGUUUUAUUUCAUUUUAACCCGACAAAGGCAAAAAACAUACUUGUCACUAAUACAAGCCAUUUAGGUGAAUUCCCCAGAGCUAUGUACAGAAAGAAAUGGAAGUCGAUGUUUAGCUAGGUUAUCAAAUUCGUGAAUUAUAUCAAUGAUUUUGUUUGCUAAAAUCAUUUCUGAUACAACUAAUUCUGUUUAUGCUAACAGUAUGCUAUUGAAGAAAAAUAUAUAAAUGUCCAAAUGAGAUUAGAGCUAUAGAAUUCCUAUCUACAUUAUAAGUACUUUUCAAAUUAAUCUUUAAGCUGAACCAGUGGAUGAAAUAAAGUCAACAUGUAUAUGCAUGGCACAAGUCUAAAUUAAAGUUGUAACAUUUUGGUGAAAUAUGAUAGCAGGAAAUAAUGAUUAAUUCACUACUGAGAUCUCAAUUGAACACUUUAACAUUGCUACAACAGUCAUGAGCAUAGUCCUUCAACUAACAAUAAUUCAACAAAACACUGUAAGCAAGAGAAAAAACAUCAAGACAGAGUUUCAAAAUAAACCCAGAUACAAAAAACAACUGGAAAGUAAGUUAAGAUAAGCUGGUAACAAAAAAACUGUAACAAGUAUGGGAGCAAACAUACAACCAACAGUUAGACAAGCAACUGAACAGAGUACUGAAAGCAGACAAAAGGAAUCUCAGGGGUUUCAACAAGAGGAUAAAGUGGACAAGCCUCUUGUUGUAGUAGCCAUAGAUUUUGGAACAGUUCAUUCCGGGUUUGCAUAUUCCUUUAAGGGAAAUGAAGACAACAUAAAGUCAGCAGAACAUGGAGGAAUGCUGCAGGAAGAUAGAGUACCUACAAUAUUGUUAUUAAAACCAGACAAAACAUUCCAUUCAUUUGGAUACAAAGCACAGACUGAUUUUCAUGAGCUUUUUGAAUGUGACAGAUCACAAUUUUACUACUUUGAAAACUUUAAAAUGAAAAUAUAUCAAGAAAGUAAAAUUAAAAGAGAAAUGGUAAUUAAAGAUAUUUCUGGUAAACCACUUGGAGCAAUGACAGUUUUUUCAAUAGCUAUAAAACAUCUAAAAGAUGAAGCAUCAACGAUAGUUUGUCAAUCAAUACUUGGACUGAAAGAAACUGACAUUCAAUGGAUGAUAACAAUACCAGCAAUAUCAUCUGACUCGGCACGUCAGUUUAUGAGAGAAGCUUCAACAAAAGCAGGAAUUCCAGAAACAAAUCUUCGACUUGUUCUUGAGCCUGAGGCAGCAGCUUUAUACUGUGCACCACGAAUAAUGACAGAAGAAUUGCCGAGUGGGUUUAUGUACAUACUUGCUGAUUUAGGUGGUGGAACAUCGGACAUAUGUGCUCAUAAAAUAAUAGAUGGUGGCAAAAUACAAGAAAUAUACCGGGCAACAGGAGAAGCCUCUGGUGGCAGUGAAGUUGAUGAUUGUUUUAUUAACUUGAUGAAAACUUUAAUAGGAAAAAAGGUUUGGGGUAAAUUCUCAACUACCUACCCAUCAGCAUAUGUAAGCCUUGUUAAUGAGUUUAGAUUGAAGAAAAAAGAAUUUAAAUCACAAAUGAAUACAAUACAAUUGAAAAUGGAAAAUGCUCUUGUGCAUGUAAUAAGAGGGGAAAAAAAGAACUUGAAUUAUAUAGUUAAAAAGUCAAAAUAUGCAAGAAAACUCAAGUAUAAUUCUAGUGACGCUAAACUUACAUUCAACAGAGAGAUCCUGGAAGAAUUAUUCAAGCCAUCAGUUGAAAAAAUCAUUAGCAAGUUGGUUGAAGUACUAAAACAAUGUGAUGAAAAUGAAAUAAAAACAAUCAUUUUAGUUGGAGGAUACAGUGAAUCUCCCUAUGUAAUGGAGAGAAUUCAAACACAGUUCUUUAACAUGAGAGUUAUCCUUGUAGAUGAUGCUAGACUUGCUGUGUUAAAUGGGGCAGUGAUGAUGGGCUGGAAACCUAAAAACAUCAUUCAACGUAGGUCCAGGUACACUUAUGGAUUUGUAAUUAGAAAACCAUUUAGAGCGGGAAUACAUCCAGAGCGACUUAGGAUUAAUUAUCAUGGGGUCAUUUAUUGUGGCAAAAUUUUUGAGAAGAUGAUAACAAAAGGUCAGAUAGUGGAGUAUGGACAGACAUUUAUAUUUGAAGGGCGUUAUAGAAUCACAACAGCAGGAAAAAAAUGUAAAGCGGAAGUAAAUCUAUAUAGAUCUACCAGAGAAGAUCCUCAUUACUGUAUAAAGGAGGAGGGCUGUAGCUUAGUAGGAACAGUAAUACUUAUACCACCAUCAGAUGGAUGGCCUGAUAUGUGGGACUAUGAUCAAUACCUUAUUGUUGGUGAGACUGAGUUCACUGUGAAGUUUCUUAAUCUUAAUACAGGACAGGAAUAUGAAGCGCACAUGGAUUUUCUGUAAUUACAAACAGUAGGGAACUAAAGAUAGAGAUUAAUAAACAAUUGUUGUCUUUUACUUUAAUUUCUUAAAAUGGUCAUUCCUUACAGGACAAAGUAGAAGUGAUGAAGUAACUAAAACAUCUUUCAAAUGGCCAUUUUAACAUAACAAGAUAGUGAUGUUUAAAUGGAUACUGCAAAAUAUAUUUAUUUUAUUCUCAAAAGUACAGUGUUUUAUCACAUAAACUGCGGCACAAGUU
Messenger RNA from Ruditapes philippinarum (Manila clam), 2789 nucleotides. Its product is annotated as heat shock 70 kDa protein 12A-like. NCBI's taxonomy places the organism in Eukaryota, Metazoa, Mollusca, Bivalvia, Venerida, Veneridae. The record is from RefSeq and is a predicted model, not a curated record. The coding region runs from base 770 to 2554 and encodes 594 amino acids. The transcript is spliced from 2 exons. Gene Ontology annotation, molecular function: ATP binding; ATP-dependent protein folding chaperone.